Messenger RNA from Clupea harengus (Atlantic herring), 889 nucleotides. RefSeq lists its product as uncharacterized. Gene Ontology annotation, cellular component: vesicle; cytoplasm. Lineage: Eukaryota; Metazoa; Chordata; Actinopteri; Clupeiformes; Clupeidae. Gene Ontology annotation, molecular function: cysteine-type endopeptidase inhibitor activity. The record is from RefSeq and is a predicted model, not a curated record. The transcript is spliced from 6 exons. The coding region runs from base 383 to 811 and encodes 142 amino acids.
UCAGCAUACUAUGCUCGUCAUAAAAUAUAAAUCUAAAUUUUACAGCGUUAAAUUAUUUUUGUUUUGGCCCCUUUUACAAAAAUUGGACGCCCACCUUCUCAUAUUUAAACUACCCCAGUACGUAAAUAAUCAAGCUGAGCUCCGCCCACAGGAACCCAGAAUCUCAGACACCGAAUAUCACGGAACACCCGGUUCGGUACCAAACACCCACCCACGCACGCUGCUCCACAACAAUAGUACUUUCUUCCUUGAGCUCUCUUCGCUGAAGAUUGCAACUGUAGCCGAUAUAUACUUCGGCGUAAUUGCUGAGCUCUGACUCACUGUCUGCUCGUCCAUUCUGCCAGCGUACACACUGGACGGCCGUACUGCAGCGCUGGGCACCAUGGCUCUCCACAUCGUAGUGCUCCUUUCCAUGAUCUCUGUGUUUGAGCUGGCCCUGGGGGAACCGCCUGUGGAAGAGGAACUCAUCAGCACAAGGAACGUCCCGCUGCUGGGAGGAUGGAACGCCAUGAGCCCAGAGAGCCCUGAAAUCCAGGCGGCGGCCAAGAAGGCGGUGGAGCAAUUUAACACCGAGUCAAAGGCCAAGAAGUUCUUCAAACUGCUCGACGUCUCGUCAGCUGAGACCCAGGUGACCAAUCUGAUCAACUACAAGAUACAUGCCACCAUUGGAAAGACCAAGUGUCGCAAGACUGAGAACGCCGACCUCGAGACCUGUGACAUGGCUAAAAAGCGCCUGCAGUGUCACUUCCAUGUCCAGUACAACCCCCGCAAUGAGGAGCUCACAGUGGUGGCCACGUCAUGCAAGAGAUGAGGAGUGUCAUCUCACACACACUCACACACACACUCACUCACACACUGUCAUCACACACACUCAUCUCACACACUGACC